UUAUUGUUUCGGGUUAGUGGAGCAACUGAGCCUGAGGAGCAACGCGCAGCACCGCAUCGCUCAUGUGUUCGCUGUUUUCUCACGGAUUGUGAGUCCUGUAUCUGACAGAGUUACGGCUCGUUUAGACUAUUUAGAGAGAAGAGAGGGCGAUAAAAAAGGUGCAAAAUAGCCUGUCGUUGUUCUGCGUUGCUAUGGAAAAGCCCUGGCGAGUGGAGUUCAGAAACGUGGGCUGCAGUUACUUUCCUCAGAGCAGAGUCGAUUGCCACUACACACUGAGCUCACAGCACAACUGGGCCAGUAAUGACUGGAUAGGGCUCUUUAAGGUGGGAUGGUCAUCAGUGAAGGAUUACCACACGUUUGUUUGGGCACUGGCCCCAGCUGACUAUCAAGAGGGCACGGAUGUCAACUGCUGUGUGCACUUCCAGGCCUCCUACCUACCCAAGCCCACCUCCCAAGAGUAUGAAUUUGUAUAUAUCGAUGCUAAGGGGGAAGUGGCCUCCCGCAGCUCGAAAUUCACUUUCUGCGCACCGAAGCCACUUGAGGAUCUGGUGACCCUUGAGGAGGAGCCCCAUGGAGAGGAAGGAAGCACAGACAUGUUGCUGGUAGUGCCCAGGGCUGAACUGCUGCAGAGUCGACUGCAGGAAUGUCUGCGAGAGCGCGCUGAACUGUUGCAGGUGCAGGAGGCGGCAAACAGGCAGAGGGGGGAAGAGAAGGAAGCGUACAAGAGGGCGAGGGAGGCCUGGGACAGACGACGCAAAGAUCUAGAAAGUGAUAUCGCCAGGCUGCAGGAAGAGCUGAGGCAGAGUCGAGAGAAAAUCGAGGAGAUGGAGAGGAUGCAGAAGGAGGAGCAGGCUUUGGGAGAAUCACUAGCCAAGGAGAAAAGUACUUUAUUAGAUGCGAAGGAGGCGAGCAAAGUGCGAAUCAAAGAGCUGGAGGAGGAUAUGAAAACCCUGACACAGAGAACUGUGGAAAGAGAGACAGAGUUGGAAAGGAUGAAGGAAAGAGCAAAGAGGGCAGGUGCUCAGAGAAAAGAAGAGGAGAGUGAGAGAAAGAGCCUGCAGACCAAGCUGGAACAGACAGAGGGUGAACUCCGAAGUCUUUCUAAGGAGUUCCAGGGCCUGAGGAAUUCGCUGGCCCAGAGAGACACAAGUGUCCUGCAGCUCCAAAGCACCAUCACCACCCUUACCCAGAAACUCACCACUGCCCACAGGAAAGAGGCGGAGAGUGAGGCAACACUGAAGGAGAAGCGGAUUCUUUGGGAGCGUCUGAACGCGAGCGAGCGUGCUGCAGAGGGCUUGAAGAGUGAUCUAAGUGCCAUGGUAGCCCAGAGGGAUCACGGGCAGGCCGAAUUGCAUCAGGCUCGCUUGCAAGCUGCCCAACUCACCCUUCAGCUUGCAGAUUCCAGUCUGGCCCUAAGAGAGGGAAGAGCCCGUUGGGCCCAGGAGAGGCAGAAUCUGCAACACACUGCUGAGAAGGAUCAUGAGCGUCUGGAGAAACUCAGUGCAGAGAUGCAGAGGAUAGAGGAGAGGCUGCAGGAGGAGAGGAUGGAGAGAGUGAAGCUGGAGGUUGAGCUUGGGAGAGAAAAGGAUUGCAACCGGGUUCAGCUGAGUGAAACCCGCAGGGAGCUCCAGGAGCUGAAGGCCAGCCUGAGGGUCGCCCAAAAAGAGAAGGAGCAGCUACUUGCAGAGAAACAGGAGUUGAUGGAGUACAUCUGUCAGCUGGAGCAGAAGAUGGGAACAGUGGCCAGUGCCAAGUGGAGUGUUGCCCCGAUUGCCUCUACAGGGCGGCCUGGCAGUGCAUUAUCUGACUCCGAGGACGAGAACCCAGUGGCUUUGCAGCCCCUCCGCCCACCAAGACCUCUGGGACAUUACAGCCUGUGUGAGCAGGGCGAGCCUGACUCCAUGCUCCUUGCCACCCCUCCUCCCUCCCCCAGGGAGGCGGAGAGGAGCGCAGUGGUCAUCAACCAGCCAGCCCCGCUCUCCUCGCCCCACCAGGCCGGCUCUGACACUCUGGCGCACAGCUCUGAUUCGGAGGAGGAAUCUGAUCCACUUCAGUGUGGAAGGCACAGCUCUGGAGAGGAAACAGCCCUUUUGCUAUCUGAGCACACGGACACUGUUCUCAGUGAUCUGGCCGACACCUCGCUAUGGUAACCAGUGGACAUCCAGCCACAGCCACGGCGAGUGAUCAAAAAGCGUAGAAGGGGGACUUCCUUGGAGUUAAUGUGGUUCCACAUUACUUCCACUAACAAGCACACAUACAGCUCACUCACUACACAGACAAUAUGUUAAUAUGCAAUUCACAUCGUAUCUGCCGUGAACCUUGGUUUUUCUCUCCUAGACUGUUGUUAUUGCCCUCUCUGUUUUGUGGUUAGGGAUGACAUAAUGCUUGUGGUGGCAGGUCAACACCGUGUUUAUGACUGACAUAAGACUGUUGCACAGUUUUAGGCACGGGCUCUGGCGUUUGAGAGUUCGCAGGCUGUAGCGGAAUGAUUUCUGUUGAAUCAUUGCUACGUCGAGAGCUUUACGAUGGAUGUUAUGUCGUUUUUAUGACAUUUGUGAUUAGGAGUCAUGACAGGCACUGUAAUUAUGAUGUUUUGUGCAGGCCGGGCUCCACUGGAAAUCAUGGCAAAACUCUCUUCCAGCUUUAAAUUCUCCACAGCAGCUUUGAACGCUAUUCAUGGCAGCAUAAAGUAAAUGAUACAGCUUCAUGCUAGAAUUAUAUUGCAGCAAUGUAGGUCUAUGACAUCAUAUUUCUCCUCCAUUUACUCAGAGCUAAGAUUUGAUAUGCACUUUCUUGUAUGCAUUAGCAGCUGACUGUUGUCGUGCAGAUGCAGUUAAGGAAAUUUAGCGAUGCAGAGGCGCUCUAAGAUGGAAAAGCAUUUGAAAUAGUGUUUAUUAACCAGAUUGUUUUUAAAGUCUACUAAGAUGCAACUUUCUACUUCAGUAACUUCAAAUCAUCAUUAUUAUAAAAUUAAUGCUCAUAAGCUUUUUCACUGUAGAUCAGCUACAGUCUUUACUUGUUGAUGGUCCUGAAUUUUAUGUUUCUUAAUUAUUGAAAUUAAAUGCUAAUUUACUAGCUGGUCAUUUUGGAUAUUUAGUGUCGGUCUUUGUUACGGUUUGUAUUGUACAGAAAUCUUAUCUCACAUCCAUGCAAUUCUAAAUUUGUGCCUAAAAUAAUGAGAGAAGAAAGAAAAUCAUCUUUAUAGAUCCUGACAUCACGACAUCCCCAAGCCCAGUGGCAAUAUACUGCUUAAUAAAAAUUGCUGCCUACCUUUUAAUCAAUACUGUAUGCAUUUUUCAUGAUUUUCUAUUUAUAAUUAACUUGAGUUAUUCUGCAAUGAAAGUAUAUUCAGGUUUAGUUUGAAAUAGGCGUUUGUUUUUCACACAACUGUUUGUGCAAUGUGUAACAGGAUUUUCCAUGCUUGGCUAAGAAGAUUUGCUAGACACUUGAUGCUUGAUUUUAUCUGCUGUAUUUGCACCCUAUUUUUACUAUAGAAGAGUUUUUAGAUGAAGUUGAUAUACGGAUACUUAAUGUGUCAGUUGUGUCCUUUCAUCAUUAUCUUAAUCAUUACCAUUGUGUGCUGUGUUUACGCAUAUUUUAUCUACACUUUUUGUUUUUAUCUUCUGUCUUCAAAUACUCACUGUAUUAAGAUUUGACAUAUAUGAGUUAUAUUGUUGCGAGAUGUUGGUGCUAAUGAAAGGGAAUGAUACCAGCAUGUUGAGUUUAAGGUAGAAAGAAAUUGAUUUGAAUGUUUAAAGCGUUUCAGCAGGAACAGGAUUAUUGAAGUAGUUAUGAAAGAAGUUAAUGUCUGUCCAACCUGUCGUUUACCUUGUGUCACUAGGUAUUCUGGUGUUGCAGUACAUGUUGAGUAUAUAGAAGUUUGAAUAUUUUGAAGAGUCUGGUAUUCUUUCCCAGAAGACAGCGCACUACAUGUAUUCUCCGUAGUCUUUGUUUGUGGUUGUAAUCUGACUUUAUGUCUUAGGGAAGUGUUUUUUUUUUUGUCGUUCCACUGAGAGCUCUAGUACGAGUACCCCUCGUCAGGACACUUUCUCCUAUUGCAAUAAAGCUCCAGUGGUUAUGGUUUGUUUUGAAGUUUUGUGUGUGAAGGUUAUCCCACAUGUACACCGCAGUGUAUUUUCUUAUCGCUCAUGUAACAGGGUUUGGGUGGGGUUCUGUAUAAUAAAAUGGUUUAUGUAUCCAUUA
Micropterus dolomieu (smallmouth bass) is the source of this 4203-nucleotide messenger RNA. It is a transcript of the gene calcoco1a, whose product is annotated as calcium binding and coiled-coil domain 1a. Lineage: Eukaryota; Metazoa; Chordata; Actinopteri; Centrarchiformes; Centrarchidae. The transcript has 15 exons. The record is from RefSeq and is a predicted model, not a curated record. Bases 192 to 2150 code for a protein of 652 amino acids.